UUAAACAAAAUUAGGGCUACAAGAAAUCUUUGGGAAUGGAGGAAAAUGCAAACGAAGAAGGCGCAUCCGAGCUCCAGAUAACUUCUCUGGGCCCUAACGAAAGAAAACUUGCCCGUCGGUUGAGAAUUAAAAAACGACUACAAAAAGCAAAUCAACAACAGCAGCUCAACGGAUGCCAAGAAUUGGAAGUGGACAUCAAGACCAUGUUGGAGAUACAACUACAGAUCAGUGAAGACCAGUUGGAGAGGUUAUUGUUGGAUGGGAAAGAAUUGAUAACAAAUGUUCAAGUAGCAAAUGAUGCUCGUGAGGUGAAAAGGAGGAAGGAUGAAGUUGCCACAAGAGAAAAACGUCUUGAGAGACUGGAAGAUCAAGCAAAUGAGAGUGUAGAAAAAUUCAAUGUAGUUAAUUCUAGGUGGAAAAUCUUCUUGGAAUCAAAUGACCCUCUGGAUCUGCACCGAGAUAUGGAAGAACAGAAAGUGAAAUGUGCAGAGCUUAUUUCUCAGAAGGACAAGCUGAUCAAGGAGCUGAAGACAGAACUCAGAUUGGCAGAUGAGCGUUUUGAGAAAGACCAAGAGAAACAGAAGGAAGAUCUGUGGCUCGUGACAGAAAGGAUUGACAAUCAAGUAAAAGUUAUGAGGAAGGCUUAUAAGGACGAGCUGAAGCUCAUUGAGGAAGUGAUUGCGCUUGAACACAAACAACUGAUGGAGGUCAGUGAGAAGAAGUGGGAGGCCCUGUACAAGAAACAUGAGAAACUUGAAGUGGAGCACAUGGAGAAGAAGUUCCAAACAGUUGAUGAAUAUGAGGAUGAAAUAUACAAAGUGGCUGUGGAACAUCAUGAGAAACUGAGAGAGGUCAAGAUCAAGCUGGAGUCAGACAUACAGGUACUUCAACAAGAACUGGAACUUGUGAAGGGACAGUGCCUCAUGAACAGUGAGAAGCUUGUCUACAAUUUCCAGGUUCUUAAGAGAAGGGAAGAGGAAAACCUCAUUGUAAGAGCCAAACAGAAACGCAGGAUCAACAGGCUCCAAGAUGUGGUGAAUAAUCUAAAAAAGAAAAUAGCUGAGACAGAGGAGUCAACAGAAACGGAGUCUGCACGGCUGACAGAGGAGGUGAUGAGGUUGCAGCAUAAUAUAUUGGACAUAGAGAAGAAGGCUGACCACUUUGCAGAGGUGAAUGACAGGAAGUAUCAACAGGUGUGGGAACUCAACAGAGACACAGCCAAGACAGUACUAGACAAGGUACUGGACAUUGAUCGUAUAUUGCAUGAGCACCAGCUUGGACUGGAGUGGACACACCCCGAUGUUUCUCUGCUGCGCCUUGAAGACCUGGCAUCAUAUCGCUGUGCCAUGCAGGUCAUUGCUGAUCUGUUUCCUGAGAAAGGUACUCAGGGCAAAAAUGAUGAACUGAAAUCAGUCGGUUUGACAGUAAGAAAUGAAGAUAUGGAAAAGUUACAUGCAAAGGAGAGGUUACUGCAGAACAUUCUGAAACUGGUCGCAGACAAUUCUGACUUCCUUGUUGAACAAAAACUUAAUGAGCUACUUGGACCACACACUGACAAGAAGAAGAUGCUUAUAAAAAUUGACAAUGUUUUUACUGCUUUGGGAAUAAACACUGAAGCAGAGAUAAUGAUGUUAAAGAAAUGCUUCCUACCAUAUGCAAAAUGCAGCGUGUGCUCCACUUCAGUGGAAGAGAAGAUGACCACCACAUUCAGGAGCUCUCAUGAGUCCAUUGGCAGUGCAUCAACUGCAGGAGACACAGAAACUGCAGAGGCAGGUAUGAUAUUUGAUACAAGCAUCGUCAAAUUUGGAGUGGACCCUGCAAAAGCGGAACAGCUGCUCAAAGACAUGGACAUCACAGCCAUUGAGGCCACCUCUACACCUGUUAAGUCCAUUGCUGGUGCUAAAGCUAAACUUCACCUUACACACAGCAAGCCAGGCUGUUCUGAGACACUUCCACUUUUUAUUGAUCCCGUGUAUGUGUUCAAAGCUCUCCGAGACUUUGCUGUCAAAUUUGCUCCUAAAGAACACAGCAGCCUUCACACAAAUUUGAAAUCUGUAAAGCACAGUACAGUGUCCCGCUUAUUAUCAACACAGGAUGUAACUGCCUUUUGGACAAGAUUCCGCAAGAUAUUCUCUCAACAGCGAGAAAAGCUAUGGGAUGGCCUGUUAAUAGGGCUGCAGAUGUACCACCGUAUUCUAGAAGAUCGCCACAAACUGAAUGUGGAUACAGUACAACUCAAACGGCAGAAUGCUGAACUCAGACGACUUCUACAUUUUUACAUUCAGAAUCCUGAAGAUGAAUCUGUGUUUCUGUCUUCGUGGGAACACUUACCACCCAUCUCAAGAAAUUAUCGACAUAAGAAGAGCAAAAUGAAAUUUUCAAAAGCAACAAGUAAGGAGAGGGGUAGGGCUAUCCUGUAACUUCACUCUGUCAAUUGCUAAAUAAUUUAUGUAGUAUGAAAAUACAAAUUUGUAGCAAGCACCAACCAAAAUAAAAAUACAAUACAUUAUUA
Molecule: messenger RNA, 2512 nt
Organism: Zootermopsis nevadensis
Lineage: Eukaryota; Metazoa; Arthropoda; Insecta; Blattodea; Termopsidae
Product: dynein regulatory complex protein 1
Biological process (GO): regulation of cilium movement; cilium-dependent cell motility; axonemal dynein complex assembly
Cellular component (GO): axoneme; axonemal dynein complex
Source: RefSeq, a predicted model, not a curated record